AUGAAGAAGUUUGAUAUUGAUGAUUUAAUAUGCAAACUACUAAACGUUGGAACACCCGGAAACUCGUUAGUUGCCACGGUGUCUGAGGAAACCAUUCUUCAGCUUUGCCACAUAGCGAGGAAUGUUAUAGCCUCUCAACCAACUUUAAUCGAAAUUGAAUCUCCCGUGAAAAUUUGUGGAGAUAUACAUGGACAAUACAGUGAUUUGCUGAGGCUGUUCAAUCGCGGAGGAUUCCCUCCUGUAGUGAACUACUUGUUCUUAGGAGAUUAUGUGGACAGAGGGCAUCAAAACUUGGAAGUCAUAACCUUACUGCUCAGCUACAAGGUUAAAUAUCCCAACAACUUUUUCUUGCUACGGGGUAAUCACGAAUGCCCAGCGAUCAACAGAGUUUAUGGAUUCUUUGAAGAAUGCAAUCGCAGAUAUGGGUCUCCGCAUAUAUGGCUUGCUUUCCAAAGCGUUUUCGGAACAUUGCCACUAUCUGGCUUAGUGAGCAAAAGGAUUCUCUGCAUGCACGGAGGAAUAUCGCCCGAUCUCACAAGUAUAGAACAGUUACGGAACUUGAACCGCUUGCCUGAACCUGUAAAUCCUUCUGUUCAACUCGACUUGCUUUGGUCAGACCCAGAUGGUGCUAUAAACGGUUGGGCACCGAGUAGCAGAGGAGUUUCAUUUGUAUUUGGUGUUGAUGCAUUGCAAUCAAUAUUGAAAUCUUUAGAAAUAGAUUUGAUAGCUAGAGCACAUCAGGUGGUACAAGAUGGAUAUGAGUUUUUCGGUAACAAAAAGCUCGUUACCAUAUUUUCAGCACCUCAUUAUUGCGGUCAGUUUGAUAAUGCGGCGGCCAUGAUGAAUGUUGAUGAAAAUUUAUUGUGCUCUUUUCAUGUUCUACGACCAUCGCUAAGAAAAACAGUUAUCCCUAAGUUCAAGUACUAA
Molecule: messenger RNA, 927 nt
Organism: Auanema sp. JU1783
Lineage: Eukaryota; Metazoa; Nematoda; Chromadorea; Rhabditida; Rhabditidae
Source: the annotation of a GenBank genome assembly